Ostrea edulis (European flat oyster) is the source of this 552-nucleotide messenger RNA. RefSeq lists its product as uncharacterized. Lineage: Eukaryota; Metazoa; Mollusca; Bivalvia; Ostreida; Ostreidae. The record is from RefSeq and is a predicted model, not a curated record. Bases 1 to 552 code for a protein of 183 amino acids. The transcript has a single exon.
AUGGAACACGGUGGAACAUGUGGAGUGGAUGAUUGGAACCUUCCAAUGUCUGAUUACAUCGUGGGAUUCGGGCAGACUGUAUCGUGUGAUCAUUGGAUUGGAUUGCGAAACAUGUUAUAUCUAACACAAUCUGGUGGUACCUACAAAUUAGAGGUUAACAUCGAACUUCAGGACGGCAACACAGAUUCAGUGUAUUACGAAUAUUUUUAUAUCAAAGAUCAAAGUGAGUGGACACUACGACUCGAUAACUUUAACGGAAGUACCAAUAACUUUCUUGGCAAUGGUUUUAGCAAUCCGCCUACCUCAAGCGAUGCAGAUUUGAUAGACAAUGAGGACUUUGAAGGUAGUGGAGUAAAUAUUUACGGAUGUUCAGGUGGAGAUAAAUCUGGGUGGUGGUUUGACGAAUUUUGUACGAAUCCAAACCUUUGUUUGCCUUUAGGACCAGUGGAAGAAGCACUCUAUCCAUCAGUCAGAAAACUGAAGUGGCCAGAUAGGUUUGGGAAUGAAUACUUGGUAAAGCGCGUGAACAUGCAAAUCAGAAGAGCUACUUGA